Messenger RNA from Gallus gallus (chicken), 5031 nucleotides. RefSeq names its product kelch like family member 21 (gene KLHL21). Gene Ontology annotation, biological process: protein ubiquitination. The record is from RefSeq and is a predicted model, not a curated record. The transcript has 5 exons. Lineage: Eukaryota; Metazoa; Chordata; Aves; Galliformes; Phasianidae. The coding region runs from base 590 to 2503 and encodes 637 amino acids. Gene Ontology annotation, molecular function: protein binding.
CUCUCUCGGCUCGGCGCCGCGGGCGGCUCCCGGGCCGGGCUCGGCGGGCGGCGCCGCCGCCGUCUGCGGCUUUCCGAGCCCCGAGAAGCCCCGUGCGGCGCUCCGGGCCGGCCGCUCCCACCCGCCGAGCCGCUCCCCCCGCGCGGGGCCGUUACGUGGCUGCGGGGCGGUUCGGGGCCGCGCAGCUCCCGGCGCGGUGGGGCCGUCCGGAGGGGUGGCGGCUCCGCUGCCCGCAUCGCUCGGCGCGCCGCCGCUGCGCUGUGGCCCGGAGCGCUCCGCUGUGCGCCGCGUGGGUCGGGGCUUCGGCUCUGAAAGGACUGCGGAUGGCAGCAGCUUUGUGAGGGCUCGUUCUGCUCGCAGCCCGGCGGAAGGCGGGGAUCUGACGGGAUCGCAGCACGACCCGCUGCCGGCGGCGCCGGGAAGCGUCGCAGCGCUCUGGGAGUCUCCGCGGUUCCCGGCCGACGUGUGUCGGAGCUCAGCGCUGCCGGGGCGGCCUCCGGGGCGCCCACGUGGGUAUUCUGCUGCCGAGAGCUCGGCAGCCCCCGAGGGCCGGGCGGAGCCCCUCCCGUUGGGCGCAGAGCCGCCGGCGAUGCCCCGGGCUGAGGAGCGGCGCUCCCGGAGCGAUGCGGUGCUGCUCUCAGGGCUGAACCCGGCGUCCCUUCAGGCUGCGGCUCGGCGUGAGCUCCCCUCCAGGCACGGCAUGGCAGCCAGCGCAGGCGGCGGUGGGACGGCGGCGGCGGCGGCGGUGGGAGAGCCGGCACACGCCGUGUCGCUGCUGCGGGGGCUGAGCGCGCUGCGGGCGGAGCGGAGCCUGCUGGAUGUGACGGUGGUGGCGGGCGGGCGGGAGUUCGGGGCGCACCGCGCCGUCCUGGCCGCGGCCUCCGGCUAUUUCCGCGCCAUGUUCGGCGGGGCGCUGCGGGAGGCGCGGGCCGAGCGGGUGCGGCUGCACGGCGUGGAGCCCGAGUGCCUGUCGCGCCUCCUCGACUUCGCCUACACCGGCCGCGUGGGCGGGCUGGGCCCCGACAUCGCCGAGCGCCUGCUGCGCGCUGCCGACCUGCUGCAGUUCCCCGCCGUCAAGGAGGCGUGCGGCGCCUGGCUGGCGCGCCAGCUGGAGCCCGCCAACGCGCUGGACAUGCAGGACUUCGCCGAGGCCUUCGCCUGCCCCGCGCUGGCGGCCGCCGCGCACCGCUUCAUCCUGCGGCACGUGAGCGAGUUGGGCGCCCAGCUGGAGCGGCUGCCGCUGCCGCGCCUCCUCUCCUACCUGCGCGACGACGGGCUCUGCGUCCCCAAGGAGGAGGCCGCUUUCCAGCUGGCGCUGCGCUGGGUGCACGCCGACCCCGCCGCCCGCGCCCCGCUGCUGCCCCAGCUCCUGGCGCACGUCCGCCUGCCCUUCGUGCGUCGCUUCUACCUGUUGGCCCACGUGGAGGGCGAGCCGCUGGUGGCCCGCUGCCCGCCCUGCCUGCGCCUCCUCCAGGAGGCCCGCGACUUCCAGGCCGCCCGCCUCGACCGCCACGACCGCGGGCCCUGCGCCCGCAUGCGGCCCCGGCCUUCCACCGGCCUCGCCGAGAUCCUCGUCCUCGUCGGCGGCUGCGACCGCGACUGCGAUGAGCUCGUCACCGUGGACUGCUACAACCCACGCACCGGGCACUGGCGCUACCUGGCCGAGUUCCCCGAGCACCUGGGCGGGGGCUACAGCGUCGCUGCUCUGGGCAAUGACAUCUAUGUCACCGGGGGAUCAGAUGGAUCGAGGCUGUACGACUGUGUCUGGAGGUACAACUCCAGCGUGAAUGAGUGGACGGAGGUAUCCCCAAUGCUGAAAGCCAGAGAAUACCACAGCUCUACAGUCCUGGAUGGACUGCUGUACGUUAUCGCCUCCGACAGCACAGAGCGCUACGACCACUCUGUGGACAGCUGGGAGGCUCUGCAGCCCAUGCUGUACCCCAUGGACAACUGCUCCACCACCUCGUGCCGUGGCAAGCUGUUCGCCAUCGGCUCUCUGUCUGGCAAGGAGACCAUGGUGAUGCAGUGCUACGACCCCGACAGCGACCUCUGGUCCCUGGUGAACUGCGGCCACCUGCCUCCCUGGUCCUUCGCCCCAAAGACCGUGACUCUGAACGGGCUCAUGUACUUCAUAAGGGAUGACUCAGCUGAAGUGGAUGUUUACAAUCCAGUGAAGAACGAAUGGGAUAAAAUCCCUGCCAUGCUUCAGGUCCACGUUGGGGGCAGUGUUGCUGUGCUAGGAGGGAAGCUCUACGUCUCUGGCGGCUACGACAACACCUUUGAGCUCUCGGAUGUCCUGGAAGCUUACGACCCUGAGACGCGAACAUGGAGUGUAGCAGGGCGGCUCCCCGAGCCCAUCUUCUGGCACGGCAGUGUCAGCAUAUUCCGGCAGUUCAUGCCAGAAACCACGCAGGAGGAUGACAGCAUCACGCUGGACAACACCAUCAACUUGAACAGGCAGCGCCCAAACCUUCACCACCAGAACCUCAAUGAACUUCGUUAGCAGGGGAGCGUGCUGUCCCUGCCUCGAUGCGAGUUCGUUGUCCACAACCAGUGUUGCUCUGAGAGAAGGCAGAGGCAAACUGGAGCCUGGAAGCAAAAACAUACUGAUUAGUACAGGGAGUAAAAAUUGUGAGUGUUUGAAAUGCUGUUGUAGAAACCUAGCUGGCAGAACACGAGGCCUUUGGGUGCAGCGUUCCUCAACCCUUUUCUGUGGAGGACGAAGGUGCAGUGCUACUCACAGAGAAGAUCUGAGAGGUGAACUCUGAGGAAAACGGUUGUGUGAAGCACCACUGAAGCACCACAGCUUACAGCUUUCAGUCAGAUGCCCUUCACCAGGAGCUCCUUCACUUUUCAAUGCUUUGUUUGUCGCAGAAUUCCUUUCUUCAGUUUCUUCCUAUGGGAAAAAAAAAAAAAUAGAAAAGGAAGAGGAGGAAAACAGGCAGAACCAAACCCCUCAGCAGGAGGGGUCUGCUUGGUAGGACUGGGGUCUGAACCCCCCACCUCUGCUGUAUGCUUUAGAGGAAGGCAGGCCUCUUGGAUCUCUUCCUCUGUGCAGUUGGAGGGGAGGAGAUGUUCCCAUAAGAAGCUGAAUGAGAGGUUACUGUGAGGGUGUAGCCCUUCGUGUCACCGUAGUCCCUGGCUUUGUUUAAUGCCUUCUGAAAGAACACGUGUCUGUGCAGCAGGGAUCUCCGAGGGGCUGGGUUAUGAAGCUUGACCUUUCCUGUUGUCUGAACUUCAGUUCUUCGUAUAUUUUGUUAUUUUUGAGUUGUGGCAUUUAAACCUUUGCAGGUAUUUGUUUUCCUACCCUUCUUAGAACGGCACUUUUGUUUUUCCUAAUAAGAAACACCUUUAUUUAUUAUUUAAUCACAUUCUCACAACUGGGUUGCCUUCAUUUCUGAUCACCUGCACUGCUGUUUAAAGGGAAAGAGAAAAGUGCCUGCCUUGGCUGGCUUGUGGAGCGCCGGGGCCCUCAGGGAGGAGCCUUUCUGCUUUCCCAUUUUGACAGAGCUUGCUUGUAUCAGGCUGCUCGGCUUGUAGAACACGCCUGGGUAGCUCAUUCUUCUGAGCAGGGCUCUGCUGAUGAUCCUUUUACAUGGAGCUCUUGGCACGUGUGCAGGGUCAGGCAGAUAGGCCCUGUGCAGCAAGGGCACGUUCUUGUUUGCCGUUGUAAAGGAACUGGGUUGAAGUUGUACUAUUUUAGAAGAAGGCUUAUCUGGAAAGGUAAGCACAGCUUCCUUAGAUUUGCUGCAGACUUGUAGAAAAAAAUAAGCUAGUGGUGUUUAGACACCAUGAUGCAGAAAUGCAUUAACUGGUGUGAAGGAACCUACUGAACCUCUGGAGAGUCCUUGUGCCUGUCUGGUCUUCAGUUUGCAGAAGCUCUUGGACUUGGAGUAAUUGGAAAAUGCUGCUGGCAUCAUUUGGCUGAGGUGUAGGAGUUAGUGAGAGUGCUGCGGAGUGCAAGGUAGUUAUUUAGGGUUUUCUUCUUUCGUUGUUGUUUUUUUUGGUCUGUGUAAGAUAUGCCUUUAUACUUGCUCAAGUGACCUAGCUAGCUUGAAUUGUAUUUCCUCUGUAUACCUUCAGCUGAAGAGAAGCUGCUUGCAGUUGACUUGUGGAAUGUUUCUUAAACAAGCAAACAGUUACAGCUGGCUCAUCUAAAAACGAGCACUACACCUCCAGGAAAAGUGUCAAGUGUAACAGUGGCUGAAAUGGUGGCUGGAUUGGUUCUCUUUAUCUGUCUUUGGUUUUUAACCAAGAGGGAAAAAAUGAAUUUGACCUUGAUUCAGAAAUGGAAAGCUCCUCUGUACUUUCUGGCUUGCCACUGAACUGAUUGAGUACAUCAGAACUAUCUCCAUAAAAUCGACCUGUUCACAGCUUUAAAGUAUCUGUUUUGCCUUGAACACUAUUUUACACUGAGCUGCUUAGCUGUGAGACUCGAGAAAGCUGUUUGUGAGGCUCGGGCUGUACUCAAAGUUGGAAGCUUUGUCAGUGCCUUGAAGCUGCCGUGCACAGAGGAUGCACGGAUGGGAGCGCAGCGGGGCCUCCUGGCACAGCGCUCUCAUUGCCCUUCUGCUUUGAAGCACAGGGAAUUGUGUGAGCCAUGGAAUUGCUGCUGGUGUUGCACCCAACACAAUGGGGCCGCGGUGCCACUCUGCUGCUGGGAGCAAUCCCUGCAUCCCGCUGUGCUUCGAGGCGGUCCAUCCUCACAGUGCUGCGUGGGAGACGACGCGGAGCUGCGUGUGCUGCACGCCGAGGUAUUAAUGCUGAGCUCCAAACAUACUGCAUACACCACAUCUCAUUCUGUAGUGCUCACUGCUGGAUCUGCCACUCCGAAAUUCCCCAACCAGCCCAACUGUUAGGGAUCUGUAUUUAUUUUUUUGUAAAAUCCAUUGUGUCCAAAUCUUCGAGUACUGUUUGAAUACCAUCCUUUGAAACAAAGGCAUUUUACAUUUACAGAUGAUGUAUUUUUAUUCUCAUAGUUGGUUUUUAAAUUUACUUGCAACAGUCAAGUUAAAUAAAACAUGUUACAUA